This is a messenger RNA of Debaryomyces tyrocola, 440 nucleotides long. Lineage: Eukaryota; Fungi; Ascomycota; Pichiomycetes; Serinales; Debaryomycetaceae. The record is from the annotation of a GenBank genome assembly.
AUGGCGGUUCAAUUAAAGAGUAGUCGUAGCAAGUUUAAAAUAACUGCGACUGCAGGUGCAGUUAUAGUCGGUAGCUAUAUUGUUUUGAAGACUUUCCCACAUCUAACAGAUUCAAUUUAUAAUUACUUAACUGGUAGUGGGGAAGUUGAAGAGGAUAAUGAACCUAUAGAAUUGGAGGAAGAAGCUGAAAAUCAACAAUCGAGAGCUGAGACAACAGUGGGAGAAUCAAAUAACGAAUCUCAAGUCGAAAUAUCCAAAUGGUCUGAUAAUAGUUUGAAACGUUGGUUGAAAGAUGUAAGUAUUUUAUUCAAAUAUUAUUGUAUAUUAAAAAGGUAAGGUGGAAAAUUUACUAACCAUUCAAGAAAGAAAUUAAUGCUCCACCGAAUGCUUCUCAUAGUAGUCUUGUUUCCCUUGUUAAGUCAAUUAAGGAAACUAAUUAA